Messenger RNA from Fusarium pseudograminearum CS3096, 258 nucleotides. RefSeq lists its product as uncharacterized. The record is from RefSeq and is a predicted model, not a curated record. Bases 1 to 258 code for a protein of 85 amino acids. The transcript has a single exon. Lineage: Eukaryota; Fungi; Ascomycota; Sordariomycetes; Hypocreales; Nectriaceae.
AUGUCUUCCCAAGCUUCUACAAAGAAGGACACUGUCGAGAUCGACAACAGCAAGAUCCUUGAAUCUUCAACUCCCAAACCCUUGAAAGCUCCCUCAGCAAAAGAGCCAGCCAAGAAAUCAGAGCCGAACCAGGCUGUGGAUGAGAUGGUUGGAGCUCUCAGCGCAGAGAUAGAGCAGACAAUGGAGGAGAUGAAGGCCGUCUGGGAAGUGAUGGACGCUGAAAAUGAGGAGCUGUACGUGGGCCCGGAAUGGAUUUGA